AUGACGUCUCUGACUUUCACGCUGGACCCGGAUGCAAUGGUGCGUAUGCACGAUGCUUUCGUAUGCCUGGCCAAAUUCAGCGACACCGUCGCCCUUGAAGCCGAGCAAGGCCUUCUCCGAAUGAGUGCCCUUAAUUCAACCAAGACGGCAUUUGCAUCUUUUGUGCUUGACAAAGAGGAAUUUUUCCAGGAGUACGAUUUCAGCGUCAGCAAAACCAGUGGCUUUUCGUUCCACAGUGAAGACGGUGAUCGGUUUUAUUGUCAAAUAAUGAUUAAGGUAUUCUUGAUCUUCGGCAUAGCGUGUCUGUUUGCUAACCUUGAAAUCCAGGCACUACUUUCCGUUUUUCAUGGGAGAGUCGAUAAAGGAAAAGAGACAGCGAUAGAAGUCUGCUAUGCAGAGCUUCAUGAGGACCCUGACGAGACAGAAUGUCGACUGAACUUUAGGAUGAUCUGCGACAUGGGUGUGAUUAAAUCAUACAGGCUUACCUAUGAGCCGGCUUCCAUUCAGCAUGCCAUGUUUGAUCACACAAAUGCAACGAAUACGUGGUCUGCGAGUCCUUUACACCUGAAGCAGAUUCUCGAACAUUUCACUGCAUCUGCGGAACAGCUAGAUCUGUGCGGCGAUAUGGACCAGGCUAACUUUACGAGCAUCACGAAGAGAAUUACAAUCUCAGAGGGAGAAGAACUUCUCAAAACUCCGGUAAACACAAUUGUCGCUGCUACGAAGAUAGAUUUUGAAGAAUGGUCCGUUGAAGACAACAUGCAUGUGGCCAUAAAUUUGAAAGACUUCAAAGCACUGGUUGCUCAUGCCGAAACGGGAAUGGCCACAGUAAAGGCGCAGUAUACCAGACCUUGCAAGCCAAUGCAGCUGUCGUACGAAAUACCCGGCAUCAAAGCAAAAUUCACCCUUAUGACUCGCGGCGAAGCAGACGACGAUACGCCAGAAUCACAAAAGGCGCCAAGGCCGCACGUCGUCAAUCGAGCGCCCCGUGGUCAUGUACCUACAAAUGCCAGAGAUUCAAUGGCCCCAUUUAUUCCGUAUCGUCCUUCGGUGCAUGACAGGCCGGAGUAUAUAGCGAAGAUGGCGGCAUGGAACGCGGCACAGAAUGCAACACAGAAUACGGCACAGAAUGCUGCACAGAAUACGACACAGAAUACACCGAUGCCGCCCCCGUCGGCGCGGAAUAGGCCUCUACGUCCGCUUCAAGGGUCCUCGACACAGGAUCACCUUUCUCGCAAUUCCACCUGGGAAAAACCCUCAGCAUCUGCAUCAGAACCAGAGUUUGAUAGCCUCUUUGUGACACAAGACGAUAAUCAAUGGGAUGAUAUAACUCCCAAGGAAGAGCCGCAAGAUAUUCUUGGGUGGGAUGCAACAGGUCAGGUACCAAUCCAAGGAAUCCUCCGUGACGCAGAGCCAGAUUUCCCGAUGCCCGUACGACGAAAGCGGGCUGCACAGGAUGAUAUGGGGAUUCCGCCAACGCAACGCAUGUCGCAGGUUCGCCGCAUGGGUCUCUUCGAAUAG
This is a messenger RNA of Penicillium odoratum, 1521 nucleotides long. RefSeq lists its product as uncharacterized. Gene Ontology annotation, biological process: cellular response to ionizing radiation; mitotic intra-S DNA damage checkpoint signaling; DNA replication checkpoint signaling. Gene Ontology annotation, cellular component: checkpoint clamp complex. Bases 1 to 1521 code for a protein of 506 amino acids. Lineage: Eukaryota; Fungi; Ascomycota; Eurotiomycetes; Eurotiales; Aspergillaceae. The transcript has 5 exons. The record is from RefSeq and is a predicted model, not a curated record.